AUGCGCGCCUCAAGGAAAGGAGCGCUUGCCGCCGCCCUGGCUUCGGCUCUGGCCCUGGAGCCUGUGUCGGCUACGUCUAGCUGCCUUGCUCCCACCGGAGACCCUGUGACUGUUCAGGCCUACGUAAUGGUCGAGCAGAUCCCUGUUCAUCUCAGCGCCGAUAUCUGUUCCAACACAACGUUGAGUGUUGCCGGCACUGUCUUGUCCAUCACCAACGCCCCGACUUUCCUUGUGUCGGACUUUGUGGUCACCAGUACCAUCACUCACACCUCUACUAUAAACUCUUUCUCUAUAUUCGAUGGUCCCUGCGCUACACUUACUGCUCAUGGUGGCCCUGAUUCUGAGCCUACCACCAUUGUCAUCCCCCCUAAGGCCGGCGAUGAGGUCGGAACAAAGAUUAUCUGUACUCCCGUGGCCACGGACAAUGCUGCCUUCUCCGGCCCCUACACGACUCUUACUGCAGGUCAGUGGUCUGGCCAGGGCACGAAGACUCUGACUUUGGCGCCGGCUGGGGGUGAUCCAACAGGCACCGUCAUUGUCUUCGCUCCCGAAGCAUCUGGGCAGGUCGGAGCCCAGGGUGUCUUCACGGGGCCCUAUACCACACUCACCGAGGCCUGGGCGGGAAGCCCCGCGACGACUGUCACUCUCCCGCCCCGAGGUACCGAUAAGACAGGCACCCAAAUUGUUCUAAGCCCUACUGCGGCACCAGCUCUCUUCACCGGGCCUUACACGACGAUCACUGGCACUUGGACGGGACUCCAGCCAACAACCCUGUCUUUAGCGCCUGAGGGAAGUGACCCAACUGGAACUGCCAUUGUCUUCCUGCCGACAUCCGCCGGCUUGAGCUCCUUCACUGGUCCUUACACCACAGUCACCGGAGCCUGGACUGGCGCAAUUCCUACAACCGCCUACCUCCCACCUCAGGGAACCGAUCAAGUCGGAACUGAAAUUGUGUUGACGCCUACCUCCUCCCCAAUCGUCACCCCAUUCACUGGACCAUACACAACCAUCUUUGGGCCCUGGACCGGAACAGUUCCGACCACUGCCAUCCUCACGCCUCAAGGAACUGACCAGGUCGGAACUCAAAUCGUCUUGACACCCACUUCUGUGGCUGGCUCAUUCACUGGGCCAUACACGACUCUGACUGGCCCCUGGACCGGGACUAUUCCUACCACGGUGACCCUAGCUCCGGCUGGAACAGACGCCACCGGAACUCAAAUCGUUCUCGUUCUCACAACCGCCGCUACAUCCUUCACUGGCCCUUACACAACUCUGACCGGACCAUGGACUGGUACUAUUCCAACUACAGUUACGCUUGCUCCGUCUGGAACCGAUGCCACUGGAACCCAGCUCGUGCUUCUGCCUACCGCCGCUGAGACUACCUUCACGGGCCCUUACACCACUAUCAGCGGUCCUUGGACUGGCACUGUCGCCUCCACCCUGUCCAUCGCUCCUACUGGCACCGCUACUGUUGGCACCGUCAUCAUCUUCACUCCUGCUGACCCUACGACUUCUGUAAGUGUCAGUUCCGGGGCUUCAAGCACAACUCCGUCUCCAUCGUCGGCUACCUCAUCAGAUCCAGCCACGAGCUCCAGUGAGACGUCCACUUCUGCGAGCUCGACCACUGUGAUAGAAACCACUACCUCUACGGACACAAGCAGUUCCUCGCAAACUUCUUCAAGCGCUGCUUCUAGCUCCCAAGUGUCAUCUACCGCCUCCUCUUCGCCUUCUGAAUCGUCAAGCUCAACCUCUACCGACCCUAGCAGUUCCGCCUCGUCUUCAACUACCACAUCGACUGAGCCUGCUACAUCUUCAUCUUCCUCAAGCACAAGUUCUGAGUCUUUAAGCGCAACUCCUUCUUCAUCUAGCUCUUCAACCGAGUCGUCCUCGAGCGUGACUUCGUCCUCAUCUAGCUCGUCAAGCUCAUCGACCGAGUCUUCUUCAAGCUCAUCCUCCUCGUCGUCAUCUAGCUCGUCCUCUGAGUCUUCAUCUAGCACGCUGACAGGGACUCCAACAACCACAACCUCGCAGAGCUCCACAGUUUCCGCAUGCGUCGUGACCGCGACGAGCACCUCAGAAUACUGCAACGUCGCCCUGCCCGGAGCCUGUACCUCACUCUCCACCACCAGCGGUCUCGCUCUCGUGCCGGUUGUGGCAUCUUGCACUGUGGCUCUUGGUCCAUACGCAGCAGGCAACGUUGCAACAUGUCUUGCAACCAACGUGGGCCUCACUACUGCCGGCUCGGACAUCGCAAGCUGCAUUCUCACCGCUCUCGAGGGGCGUUGUAUUUCAACCCUGCCGACAGCGUGUACUGAUCUAGCGUCGUCCAACGGUCUGGCUCUUGUUGCAGAUGUGGCCCAGUGCACUAUUGCCCUUGGUCCCUUCGCCGCUGGUAGUGCUGCGACCUGUCUUGCAACGGGAACCAUCACAGCAUCUACUACGGCCACGAGCAUCAUCCAGUGUCUCGAAAUUGCCUUUGGCCUCCAAUCUGGCGUGGUCACAAUCACCAACUCCGCCUACUGCCCGACUGCCACUGCAACUCCUACGCCUUCGGUCUGCGCCACGGUCCCUGAGCCUUGCCAGAGUCUCGCCUCUGUCAACGGCAUUGCCCUUAUUGCGGCAAUUCCGGUGUGUACGGCAGCUCUUGGCGCUUACGGUGUUGGAAAUGCGGCAACCUGUCUUGCUACUGAUGUCAUUGGCCCUCUGAGUGUUGGACAGGAUAUUGUGACCUGCCUGACGACUGCUCUCAGUACGCAGUGCAUCUCGACUUUGCCAGAGCCUUGUCUCGCCCUGGCAGGUGAUACUGCAGCGGAGCUGGUUGUCGACCUGCCGUUGUGCACAGCUGCCCUUGGUCCAUUCGCUGUUGGAGCUGCCCUUACUUGCUUGUCCUCGACCGCUACCAACGGAGACUCGGUUGUCGCCUGCCUCAAUACCGCUUUGUUCCAGACGUAA
Molecule: messenger RNA, 2952 nt
Organism: Colletotrichum lupini
Lineage: Eukaryota; Fungi; Ascomycota; Sordariomycetes; Glomerellales; Glomerellaceae
Exons: 2
Coding region: 1-2952 (983 amino acids)
Source: RefSeq, a predicted model, not a curated record